CUAUAUACAUUUAAUGUUAAUAUAGGAAAUGUCUCACUUCAUAUAUCGUGUCGGAAUAUGUAAGAGACUACUCAAUACAGACAAACACAUCGUUGUCGUUAGCUCCACGUUGUCAAUUACCACGUUUAUACUGACGGUGUAUAUCGGGGCGGUAGACCGGACUUCCUAGAAGUGUUGCUCCACGUCGUCAAUUACCACGUUUAUACUGACGGUGUAUAUCGGGGCGGUAGACCGGACUUCCUAGAAGUGUUGACUCUUAACUCUGAUAGACUGUGCACCUUAGAAGUUUUGACUCUUAACUCUAAUAGACUGGACACCCUAGAAGUGUUGACUCUUAACGCCGAAAGACUGCGCACCCUAGAAGUGUUGACUCUUAACUCUGAUAGACUGGACACCCUAGAAGUGUUGACUCUUAACGCCGAAAGACUGCGCACCCUAGAAGUGUUGACUCUUAACUCUGAUAGUCUGGACACCCUAGAAGUGUUGACUCUGAUAUGACCCUGAUCAGAGCUUACUAUUACAGAAGUAUGUGUUAGCCUACAAUAUGAAGUAACACCGACUCAAUCAUGGGAUUUACCUGGAUGUUUCGUCUCAUCUGUAUAAUCGGCCUGACAGUUACUCUAGCGAAAGGACAGGCCUGUCGACAGUGCUUUAACUGUCACCUGCCUUUCUGCUUUUGUAGUACGUCCAAACACCCGAUGAACAGAAGUGAUAUCCCCCAGAUGGUGUAUUUUGGAUUUGACGGCGUUUUGGAUUCAUCUUUUGUAAAAUCUUUCUAUUUUCUGUUCAGACGUGAAUACAUCAACCCAAACGAUUGUCCAAUCAGUGCCACCUUGUUCAUCACUCACAAUUACACUGACCAUGAUCUCUCCCGAGAAUUAUAUAAACGUGGAUUCGAGCUGGCCGUGUCUGAUGCCGCCAAUACAAUACACGAUGUGGGGUUUAACAUUAUGAACGAAGUCACAGACCACAAAACCAUGCUGUCCAAACACGUCGGAAUACCUCUGGGAGACAUAGCCGGCUGGAGGAGCCCCGACCUGAUGGCGAUGGGCGAUCUGCAGUUUCUCGCUUUACAAAAAUCAAACUAUAUUUACGACAGUUCUAUGACAUACACGAAAAAUCACAUAAACGAAAGUGACAUUUGGCCGUUUACCUUGGACUAUGGGUGGCCUUACAAGUCUACCUGUGCGUCUUGGUGCCCACAAGAUCAACAUCAUGGCCUGUGGGUGAUUCCAGUAAACUCUAUGAUACUGGAUGGGCAGCCAUGUACUUACGCUGAUAGUUGUGAAGAAAACUUAUCAAACUCUAAUGCAACCUUCAAAUAUUUAAUGGAUAACUUCAACAGUCACUACUAUGGGAAUCGGUCACCGUUCGGGAUCAACAUCCAUUCUACUGAUUUUAUAGAGGUCCAUAAAGCGGAGUUGGACAGGUUUAUUACCAACAUUCUGGACUAUGGCGAUGUUUAUAUCGUUAACAUUAAACAAAUGAUUGAUUGGAUGAGGCAUCCGACGUCACUCUCUGACAUCCGGGCUUUUGAGCCCUGGUGUACGUCGAAUGUUGUAGGAAACCAGGAACGAGAUGAGCCGAAGAGUAGUUCUAAUGAGCUGACGGUGGGAGAAAAGGCCUUGUUAGAUAUACUGAUACUGGUGUCCAGUGUUGGCAUCCUCUAUACACUGUCAAUAGUUGUGGAGAGGGUGUACCCCAACCUCAGGAAGAGGCGAAGUCGUCCUCUACAUGUAUACGAGGCGAUUCCUUUAACACAAGAUGAUAUUUACAUGUGAUUAUAGCUAGCUAAACUACACCAUUGAAUGGAUUCAUUCUUAUAUACGUCAAAGUUUGUACACGUUGAGCAAAACAUUCAUUUUAAAUAAUCAAAAAUAUCAUCAGUCUUCUUCAAAUUGUAAUAAAGAUGCUGAUUUCCUUACAUGCACUGCUGUCCUUUGUGCCAUGUCCGAAGUCUUAUGAAUUGUGGAACAUAUUAAGAACACUAUCACAUUGUUUUAUUCGUUUAGAUAAGUUUUUAUAUUUCUAACGUUCCUUAUAACUGCACACGUGUGUCCCUUAGAAGGCCGAAACGUUGACGUUGGAAGUCCACAAUCAUUCCCACGCGCCCGUCUGAUCUGACGGAAGUAUGAUGAUAUGGCGUCGUCCGUCGGUCAUUAGGUAUCGACUCUGGGGUGAAAGGUGAGGGUUAAAACAUGCUACUGAACCACUCAUAAGGUGAUGUAAAUCUUAUUCUAAUGAUAGUAUAUAACUAUAUAUAGUAGUCGAUUGACGUACACUUGUUUUAAGAAUUCGAAUGCAUGUCAUAAAAUGUUAGGCUUAGUUUGAAUACAAUUUUGUAUUAACAUUUCUGGUAAAAAGAUAAAGAAAAAGGAUGUGAAAACUGAAGACAUCUAGCUGAAAAUAUCGAUAAAUGUUAAAUAUGUCCUCAAUUUUAAACGUUUAUAUGUUUCUUUCUAUAUUUUUUUCCGUUACUAACUUUACAGUACAGUAUAGUAUUUUCACCUACAAGUACCUCUCUCUCUGUCUCUCUGUCUCUGGUAUAUGUAUAAUUGUAUUAUGGAGAUGACAUUUGAUAAAAUGUGAUAGCUUGCGUCCAAUA
This is a messenger RNA of Pecten maximus, 2605 nucleotides long. RefSeq lists its product as uncharacterized. Bases 567 to 1781 code for a protein of 404 amino acids. Lineage: Eukaryota; Metazoa; Mollusca; Bivalvia; Pectinida; Pectinidae. The transcript has a single exon. The record is from RefSeq and is a predicted model, not a curated record. Gene Ontology annotation, biological process: carbohydrate metabolic process.